AUGCCAAGAAACAACAGAGACAGAGGGACAUAUCGGCGUAUGAAGCUGCAGCUUCUUCCUGAUAACCCACAUGCCAAGAAACAACAGAGACACAGGAACAUAUCGGUGUAUGAGCUGCAGCGUCUUCCUGAUAACCCACAUGCCAAGAAACAACAGAGACAGAGGGACAUAUCGGUGUAUGAGCAGCAGCGUCUUCCUGAUAACCCACAUACCAAGAAACAACAGAGACAGAGGGACAUAUCUGUGUAUGAGCUGCAGCGUCUUCCUGAUAACCAACAUGCCAAGAAACAACAGAGACAGAGGGACAUAUCGGUGUAUGAGCUGCAGCGUCUUCCUGAUAACCCGCAGUCAACCCGCAUGCCAAUCAACCCGCAUGCCAAGAAAACACAGAGACAGAGGGACAUAUCGUUGCAUGAGCUGCAGCGACUUCCUGAUAACCCACAUGCCAAGAAACAACAGAGACAGAGGGACAUAUCGGUGUAUGAGCCGCAGCGUCUUCCUGAUAACCCACAUGCCAAGAAACAACAGAGACAGAGGGACAUAUCGGUGUAUGAGCUGCAGCGUCUUCCUUAUAACCCACAUGCCAAGAAACAACAGAGACAGAGGGACAUAUCGGUGUAUGAGCUGCAGCGUCUUCCUGAUAACCCAUAUGCCAAGAAACAACAGAGACAGAGGGACAUAUCGGUGUAUGAGCUGCAGCGUCUUCCUGAAAACCCACAUGCCAAGAAACAACAGAGACAGAGGGACAUAUCGGUGUAUGAGCUGCAGCGUCUUCCUGAUAACCCACAUGCAAAGAAACAACAGAGACAGAGAGACAUAUCGGUGUAUGAGCUGCAGCGUCUUCCUGAUAACCCACAUGCCAAGAAACAACAGAGACAGAGGGACAUAUCGGUGUAUGAGCUGCAGCGUCUUCCUGAUAACCCAAAUGCCAAGAAACAACAGAGACAGAGGGACAUAUCGGUAUAUGAGCUGCAGCGUCUUCCUGAUAACCCGCAGUCAACCCGCAUGUCGAGAAACAACAGAGACAGAGAGACAUAUCGGUUCAACCCGCAUGCCAAGAAACAACAGAUACAGAGAGACAUAUCGGUGUAUGAGCUGCAGCGUCCUCCUGAUAACCCACAUGCCAAGAAACAACAGAGACAGAGGGACAUAACGGUGUAUGAGCUGCAGCGUCUUCCUGAUAACCCACAUGCCAAGAAACAACAGAGACAGAGGGACAUAUCGAUGUAUGAGCUGCAGCGUCUUCCUGAUAACCCGCAGUCAACCCGCAUGCCAAUCAACCCGCAUGCCAAGAAAACACAGAGACAGAGGGACAUAUCGUUGCAUGAGCUGCAGCGACUUCCUGAUAACCCACAUGCCAAGAAACAACAGAGACAGAGGGACAUAUCGGUGUAUGAGCCGCAGCGUCUUCCUGAUAACCCGCAUGCCAAGAAACAACAGAGACAGAGGGACAUAUCGGUGUAUGAGCUGCAGCGUCUUCCUUAUAACCCACAUGCCAAGAAACAACAGAGACAGAGGGACAUAUCGGUGUAUGAGCUGCAGCGUCUUCCUGAUAACCCAUAUGCCAAGAAACAACAGAGACAGAGGGACAUAUCGGUGUAUGAGCUGCAGCGUCUUCCUGAAAACCCACAUGCCAAGAAACAACAGAGACAGAGGGACAUAUCGGUGUAUGAGCUGCAGCGUCUUCCUGAAAACCCACAUGCAGAGAAACAACAGAAACAGAGAGACAUAUCGUUGUAUGAGCUGCAGCGUCUUCCUGAUAACCCACAUGUCAAGAAACAACAGAGACAGAGGGACAUAUCGGUGUAUGAGCUGCAGCGUCUUCCUGAUAACCCAAAUGCCAAGAAACAACAGAGACAGAGGGACAUAUCGGUGUAUGAGCUGCAGCGUCUUCCUGAUAACCCACAUGCCAAGGAACAACAGAGACAGAGGGACAUAUCGAUAUAUGAGCUGCAGCGUCUUCCUUAUAACCCGCAGUCAACCCGCAUGUCAAGAAAGAACAGAGACAGAGAGACAUAUCGGUGUAUGAGCUGCAGCGUCUUCCUGAUAACCCGCAGUCAACCCGCAUGUCAAGAAACAACAGAGACAGAGAGACAUAUCGGUGUAUGA
Messenger RNA from Parnassius apollo (apollo), 2109 nucleotides. Lineage: Eukaryota; Metazoa; Arthropoda; Insecta; Lepidoptera; Papilionidae. The record is from the annotation of a GenBank genome assembly.